ACAAUAUUUAAGGAGGCAAUACACACACACAAAGGCUUGAGUAAGCUUUUUAGUAAGAUAGACACAGAGACACAGUUGCUAAAAAAAAAAAAAAAAAAAAGUAAGAUAGACACGAAAACGUUGUUGUGAACCCAAAUUAAAAAAAACCUCUGUAAACGACGACGCCCACGUGUCUGCUCCUCACCGUCUGGUUCGUCUUGUGUAUCCUUAGUUCGGUUCACCUGGUUCGAGCUCAAAACCAAAUCGGAGCCAUUACCCAUCCCGACGACGCCUAAGCUUUGAACUCCAUCUUCGCGGCUUGGAAGAUCCAGGCGCCAAAGGAAUGGAACACGAGCGGCGACCUUUGCUCCGGCAUUGCCAUCUCCGACCGCAUCACCAUCGAUGACACAGACUACAACCCUCUUAUCAAAUGUAACUGCAAUUUCCAAAACUACACAAUCUGCUGCAUCACCGCCCUGAACCUCGCUCAAAAUUAUAUUACAGGCUCCCUUUCUCCUGCAGUCGGAAAUUUGACUCGAAUGGAAUGGCUGUAAGACUGUUGAUUGAAGGAGAGCAUCUUUUUCUUUGUUUAAACUCUCUUUUUUGUAUCUCACGCUCCAACUGUUUAUCAACUACUACCGCAGAACUUUUGGGAUCAAUGCCUUGUCUGGCCCCUUUCCUAAGGAAAUUGGUUUGCUUACAAAGUUGAAAUCGCUGGCUAUUAUAUUAGUUAAGACGGCACUGAACCUAUCUUGUAUAUAUUUUCGGCAUGGAGUGGUGUUGGUGUCAAUAACUUUUCUGGUUCUAUACAAGCUGAGAUUGGGAAUUGUACAAAACUAUUGAAAAUAUACAUGGGAAAUUAUGGACUUAGAGGGGAAAUACCCUUAUCAUUUGCUAAUCUCGUAUUGCUGGAAGACGUGAAAAUUCUAGGAACUAGCUUAACUGGUCCGAUACCAUCGUCAUUUUCCAACUUAAUUUCUCUGAGAGAACUGAGUAUUGGUGAUAUACCCAAUGGAGGUUCUCUUAAGUUCAUCAAAGACAUGAAAUCUUUAAGUAUAUUAGUAUUGAGGAACAGCAAUCUCACUGGGACAAUACCCUCCAAUAUCGCGGAAUACACAAGUCUGCAACAAGUAGAUUUAAGCUUCAUCAAACUACAUGGACCAAUUCCGGCUUCACUUUUCAGCUUAAGUAAACUUACUCACUUGUUUCUGGGAAACAACACGUUGAAUGGUUCGUUGCCCACUCAAAAGAGCAAGACUUUGAGCAAUAUAGAUGUUUCGUACAAUGAUUUGUCUGGUAGUCUUCCUUCAUGGGUCAGCUUACCAAAUUUGAAACUCAACCUUGUUGCUAACAAUUUCACCUUGAAAAGUCUUGACAAGAGAGGUUUACUAGGACUGAAGUGCCUGCAGAAGAACUUCCCCUGCAAUCGAGGCAAAGGAAUCUGUAAGCGUGAUUUGAAAAAUGAUUUGCUUAAAGUUUUCUCUAUUGACUGGUGUCUAGAUUCUGAUUUUUUUAUCAACUGCGGAGGGCCACAAAUACGGUCUGUUACCGUAAAGGUAUUUGAGAAGGAGAAUGAGGAUCUUGGAUCAGCUUCAUCUACCGUGAGUUAUGUUCAGAGAUGGGCAGUCAGUAGUGUAGGACUUUUUGCCGGGAGUAGCAAUAAUAUGUGGGUUAUCAACAGUCUGGACUCCGAGAUUUUUCAGUCAGCAAGACAUUCUUCAUCUUCUCUAAGGUAUUAUGGGUUGGGACUAGAAAAUGGAGGUUAUACUGUAACACUUCAGUUUGCUGAAAUAGAUAUUCUUGGUACAAACUCGUGGAGAGGUUUAGGAACACGACGUUUCAACAUUUAUGUCCAGGGAAGACUUGUUGUAAGGGAUUUUGAUAUAUGCAAAACAUCUGGUGACACUACUGUCCAAGCAGUAAUGAAAGAAUAUAAAGCAAAUGUAUCUGAAAAUUAUCUUGAAAUUCAUCUUUUCUGGGCUGGCAAAGGAUCAUUUACUGUUCCUGUUCUAGGUACUUUUGGCCCACUAAUAUCGGCCGUCAGUGCAAAACCAGAUUUUACACCAACUGUGGGCAAUAGGCCACCAACAAAAGAAAAGCAUAAGACUGGUCUUGUCGUGGGUGCUAUUGUUGGCCUUGGACUUUUAGGCAUUUUUGCCGGCGCGGGUAUGUUCAUCAUCCGAAAAAGCCGUAAGCGUUACACAGAUGAUGAAGAGCUGCUUAGUAUGGACGUAAAGCCUUACACUUUUGCUUACUCUGAACUUAAAACUGCCACUCAAGAUUUCAAUCCUUCAAACAAGCUUGGCGAGGGAGGAUUUGGGUCUGUAUAUAAGGGAAACCUGAAGGAUGGAAGGGAGAUUGCUGUUAAAGUGUUGUCAGCUGGAUCUCGACAGGGAAAGGGACAAUUUGUUGCAGAAAUCGUAGCAAUUUCUGCAGUUCUGCAUCGCAAUCUAGUAAAGCUUUACGGGUGCUGCUAUGAAGGAGAUUAUCGUUUGCUUGUAUAUGAGUAUCUCCCAAAUGGAAGUCUCGAUCAGGCACUAUUUGGAGGUGACAGAAUUUUACAUCUUGAUUGGUCAACCCGUUUUGAGAUAUGCAUGGGAGUGUCCAGGGGUCUAGCCUACCUCCACGAGGAGGCCAGUGUUCGCAUAGUACACAGAGAUGUGAAGGCCAGCAACAUUUUGCUCGACUCUAAGCUGCUCCCAAAAGUUUCUGAUUUUGGCCUUGCAAAGCUAUUGGAUAUCUUGCGCCAGAGUAUGCCAUGCGCGGACACUUAACAGAGAAAACGGAUGUGUAUGCCUUUGGUAUUGUGGCUCUUGAGCUGGUGAGUGGAAGGAAAAACUCGGAUGUCAACUUGGGGAAUGAGAAAAAAUAUCUUCUUGAAUGGGCAUGGAAUCUACACGAGAAUAGCCAUGAAGUUGAACUAAUUGAUCAUGAGCUGACUGAAUUCAACAUGGAAGAAGUGAAACGCGUGAUAGGAAUUCCUCUGUUGUGCACUUACUCAUCUCAUUCCUUGAGACCACCGAUGUCAAAAGUGGUGGCUAUGCUUUCAGGAGCGUUGAGGUUAGUGAGGUAACCUCUAAACUAGGGUACCUAACCGACCUGCGAUCUGAUGACACAUCAAGCUCCUCUUUCAGCGCCUUUCAAACUAGAGAGACAGGCGUUUCUUCAUCUUACUCGACGAGCUUUGUGACGCCCAGUGAGGGAGCAUUUAACCAAAUGCUUGGAGUCAAAAUCAAUGAGGGGAGAUGAUAAUGUCUCUUCUAUCUAUUAUGGUCGUCUAUACAUGUGUAGACCUUUGUGUAUUUAACUAUAUGAGGAUCACUAUUUCCUUCUUUGGCUAGAGAAACAUUUUCACUUUGGUUCAAUAAUGUUUUAAGCACUUAGUAAUGAGUUUGUCCGCUAAUGAAAUAAUAAUUCUAAAAAGUUUAUUUUAUUUGUGUCCGA
Messenger RNA from Brassica oleracea var. oleracea, 3423 nucleotides. Its product is annotated as probable LRR receptor-like serine/threonine-protein kinase At1g56140. Gene Ontology annotation, biological process: protein phosphorylation. The record is from RefSeq and is a predicted model, not a curated record. The coding region runs from base 831 to 2753 and encodes 640 amino acids. The transcript has 20 exons. Gene Ontology annotation, molecular function: protein kinase activity; protein binding; ATP binding. NCBI's taxonomy places the organism in Eukaryota, Viridiplantae, Streptophyta, Magnoliopsida, Brassicales, Brassicaceae.